Messenger RNA from Hippoglossus stenolepis (Pacific halibut), 4794 nucleotides. RefSeq lists its product as uncharacterized. The transcript is spliced from 23 exons. Gene Ontology annotation, biological process: negative regulation of transcription by RNA polymerase II. The coding region runs from base 10 to 4794 and encodes 1594 amino acids. Gene Ontology annotation, cellular component: nucleus. The record is from RefSeq and is a predicted model, not a curated record. Lineage: Eukaryota; Metazoa; Chordata; Actinopteri; Pleuronectiformes; Pleuronectidae. Gene Ontology annotation, molecular function: DNA binding; DNA (cytosine-5-)-methyltransferase activity, acting on CpG substrates.
GAGGCGCUGAUGAAGAGGAACUCCACGGUGGCUCUGACCUUCCUCCAGUGGUUUAAGCUGUUUUUUGAUAAGAACCACAAAGGGCGGGAGUAUCACGCCCUGGAGGCCAGAGGAGGACAGAGCAUGGUUCCUGCUGACUCAGAUGAUGUUUCCUCAAAGACUCCUCAUCAGAAACUGGAGAUCAUUCUGAAGAUGGAAGGAAAAAAAGUGAAAGGACCAAGAAAAGAGAAACCAAGAGACAAUCCAAACAGGUCUGCAGAGGAAGUGGUGGUGAUAUCUGACGAUGAUGAUUUGAUGAUGGAUGUGACGAAGGAGCAGAAAACAGACAAAAUGGAGAUACUAGAGAAAGAACAGUUUGCACAGGAGAAGGAGCAAGUGGAGCAAACAGAAGCAGCUGUGCACAAGAGAAGUGAAGCAACGAGUCCCUGCAGCAGCGACGCUCUGCAGAGUUUCAUCAGAAAACUCUCAUGUGAGACUGUGGACUCAAAUUCAACCUUCAGCACAAGAACACACUCUAAUAUUUCUGGUCCUUCGCUUUCUGCUAUCUUAAAACCGUCCCACCCAAAAGACGCCACCCAGGCCUGCUCACUCACGCCGUUCUGCCUCUACCUGUACACGGGGGUCGAGCUGGAUGCAGGACAAAGCACAAGCGUCGUCCUGAUUGGAUAUUUCGACCCGAGCUCAGGGGUCUGUGUGGUCAGGCUGCUGUGCACUCUGCAGAUGAGCGUGGACGCCGCUGAUCCACAAACAUCAGUGGAUAUGGACGUCGACACAGACGCAGUACGGUCUGAUUCACACCUUCUGCUUGACACGCUGAAGACAUCCAACCUCUGUCUGUCCAACCUGGCUGUGUUUUACUGUAACGCUCCUCACCCACGGGUGAGCCGGGUGUUUGUGUCCGAGCUCAAGGCCCACAGCCCGGGGUUGGUGUCGCUCUGCGGCCUCCCUGGGAUAGCAGGAAGAGCCUGCGAGGCCGCGCUUUCUGCUUCCUUUCAGUACGUGGUGGACUUUGUUGGAGACAUCCACCACCACUGCUCCACCCACCCCUCUGUUGAUGACAGUCUGAAAGAGCUGUUUGCUGGUGUGGAGUCUUACAACACAUCGCACCCCGUCUCGGCACAGUGUUUGGUUUUUAUCCGCACUGUGCGGAAGAUGGUCGGCAGCUGGAGGGAUUUAGUGAAGCAUUUUAAGUCAUUGAGGGGAACAGUGCAGAUUGACCGAAUCAGGACCCAGCUGAUGGAUCAUAAAGUCAAACUGGACUUCCUCUUCCUGUCCCAGUCUUUGGAGCCCCUUCAAUCUAUUGAAGAAAUGCAGCAGAAAGCUGAAGCAGACGUCGUGGCAGAGCUCCAGCUGACCUCUGCUUUGAUUCAGUUGUAUGCAGCGACCAUUUUCUGUCCCUCCAGCGCUAAGCGCUUUGUCAGGAGACCAGACCUGUAUCUCCUCCACAGUGAGAGGGAGCUGCUCCCCACAUCAGAGAUGAACUUAGGCUCCAAUGCGAUGGACUACAUGUGGGCCACUGCUAACGUGGAUCUUGGGGAACAGGAGAGGAGCGACUUCCUGAAGGCUGCAGUGACUUUCUAUAAAGCACUGCUACAGAGUAUAGUGCUGAGUGUCCCUCAGCAGCUUGGACGAGUGACCCUGAGGGAUAUCAGCACAGUGCUGAAACACCCAGAGAACAUUAAUAAUCAUCAGUUGUCCAGACUUGUGGUGUCCGAGCUGGGAGUUCAGCUGGGUCUGUGUAAAGUCGGAUCUCCAGAGACGGAUCAGCUGGCACUCGACUACCUCAGUGUCAUUAAGACGCUGACGGAAGAACAGACGAGCAAAGCAGGAGGUUACUACUGGACAAAGAUGUUGAGCGGCAUUAGAGCGGGUUCUACUCUGCACAGACUCGUCCUGACGCUCCUGGCUCUUCCCAGCUCUCUGUGCAGGAAACAGGUGUUUUCCCAGGUGUUCGACAGCAACAAGGCUCCUCCUGAAAACAAGAAGACCCCCGAACCUCAACCAGGGAGGUGGACCCGCAGAAGGAAGCUUCCCAUCCCGGGGGGUUAUGGCAGCGAGAAGAAAGAAGAGGAGGAGGAGGAGAGUUCAUCUGAUGAUGCUUUCAGUUUUGUGGCCAAACACAGUCGAAUGACUUCCAAACACUUCAGUUGUAUGGAGGAGUCAGACCACACCGAUAACUCCUCUGAUUGGGUUGACGUCAGCGAGGAGUCCAAACUCUCUCGGAUCAGAAGGCUAAUAAAGGCAGAGGCCGAACCAGGUCCACAGGCAGAGGUUUUCCACGUCUUGGACAGUGAUGAUGAUGAAGAUGAUGACGAAGAGGUUUCAAGAAGCAAACCCUCCGAAUCGGCAGGAUUCCUGGACUCGAACAGGCCGCUGGUCUGGGGUAUGGUGGAGGGGUUUGCUCCCUGGCCGGCCAUCAUCGCAUCCUGUGGGCCAGAGAAGCUGCUUCCAGGGAAGAGCAUGGUGGAGUGGUUGGGACAGAAAAUGUCCUCACAAGUCAGUUUGCUGACUCUGAAGCCGUUUGCUGCCUUUGGCGAGUACUUCUGUUCCAGCUCCUUCGCCACACUUGCCACCUACAAAGAAGCCAUUUUCCUGUCACUGGAGGAGGCAGCACUUCGCUGUAAGAAACGUUUUCCUGCGCCUCCCGAGGACAGAACCCAGCUGCUGAUGCAGAUGUUAGACUGGGCCUUCGCAGGCUUUCAACCCACAGGACCGGACGGAUUCAAACCAACGGCUUCUGUAAAUGGUGAAUGUGAAAUAACCAACCGGCCAAUGGAGAAGAAGAACCUCUUCCCCAAAGCCUCCUGUUCUCCUCAGCCCUCUAGCUCCUCCUCUCCACCGGGUGUCUUGAGCACUGAGAUGAAAGAAGUGGCUGCGUCUCUGAACCAACUGUCGGGGGGAGAAGGAGUGGAUUCUGUGGGGAGAAGCACCAGAGGUGGAAUGAAGGAGAAGGGAUCCAGAGGAGGAGGGGAGGCAGCGAGGCAAGAGAGGGGAGGAUGGGAAGGAGAGAAAGAUGACUGGGGUGGAGGGGGGGAGAGGCCGAGAGGAGGGAGGAGUAGGAGAGGAGGGAGGGGACAGAGGAAGAAAAGCAGUUUGUCCGGUGGGUUGGAUAACGACACAUCGCCGAACUCUGUGCCCCACAAGAGGAGGAACUUCCCCAAAACCAGCAAGGUCCAUGAGGUGACCAGCGUCUACACCCAGCCGGACCAGAAGCUCCGAGAGGAAACAAUUCGUCGGAUCACAGACAUGAAACUGGACAUCGAAGGCUUGUGUUUGUGCUGUGGUUCAGACAGCGUGGCGAUGUCCCACCCUCUGUUUAAAGGAAGCCUCUGUUUAAAGUGUAAACACAACUUCACAGAAACUCUGCAUCGUUACGAUGAAGACGGAUAUCAGUCGUACUGCACCAUCUGCUGCUACGGACUGGAGGUGAUACUGUGUGGCAAUGACAGCUGCUGCAGGUCUUUCUGCGAGGACUGUCUGAACGUUCUCGUCGGUCCUGGGACGUUCGACUCCUUGAAGCUGCAGGACCCGUGGAUCUGCUUCCUGUGCCAGCCGCACCGAGCCCACGGCGCUCUGAUGCCCAGGGAGGACUGGAGCAUCCGUGUUCAGGAGGUCUUCGCCAACAACAGCGCCAUGGCCUUCGAGCCGCACCGUGUCUACCCGUCCAUCCCCGCCAACCUGCGCAGACCACUUCGAGUCCUGUCGCUGUUUGAUGGCAUCGCAACAGGUGACGCAGCGCCUGGAGCCUUUAAUCCAUGGGAUCAAACUUGUGAUCAAAGACAGAGUGUAAAUAUGUUUGGUUUCUCUUCAGGUUUCCUGGUGCUGAAGGAGCUCGGCUUUAAAGUGGAGAAAUACUUCGCCUCAGAGGUCUGUGAAGACUCCAUCGCUGUGGCAGCCGUCAACCACGAUGAGAAGAUCAUCCCUGUGGGUGACGCCCGUUUCAUCACCAUGGAACAUCUCGAGGAGUGGGGUCAGUUGGACUUGCUGAUCGGUGGCAGCCCCUGUAACGACCUCUCCAUCGUCAACCCGUUCAGAAAAGGACUUUAUGAGGGCACCGGCAGGUUGUUCUUUGACUUCUUCCGCAUCCUUCAGCUGCUGAAGCCCAAAGACGGAGACCCGCGGCCGUUCUUCUGGCUCUUUGAGAACGUCGUCUUCAUGAACUCCCACGACAAAGUCAACAUCUGUCGCUUCCUCGAGUGCAACCCGGUGCUGGUGAACGCAGUCAAAGUCAGCCCGGCCCACAGAGCUCGUAACUUCUGGGGAAACAUCCCGGGGAUGAGCAGGCCCAUCGCUGCGUCUCAGAGCGACAGGCUGAGUCUCCAGGACUGUUUAGAGGUCGGCAGAGAAGCCAGGGUCACUAAGGUGAGGACGAUCACCACCAAUUCCAACUCUCUGAAGCAGGGAAAACACGUGUGUCUGCUGCCUGUCCUACACAACGGGAAAGAGGACACCCUCUGGAUCACUGAACUGGAAAAGAUCUUUGGUUUCCCCAAACACUACACCGACGUGCGGAACAUGAACCGGCAGCAGAGGCAGAAGGUGCUGGGGAAGGCGUGGAGCGUCCCCGUCAUCCGUCACCUCUUCGCUCCCCUCAAAGACUAUUUUGCCUGUGAGGAGCUUUUGAACCCAUCCACCACAUCCACCUCCCAGUCGUCCACCUCCCAGUCCUCCACCUCCCAGUCCUCCACCUCCCAGUCGUCCACCUCCCAGUCGUCCACCUCCCAGUCCUCCACUUCCCAGUCCUCCACUUCCCAGUCGUCCACCUCCCAGUCCUCCACCUCCCAGAGAAAAUAA